AUGGCUACAUUUAUAGGUUAUUUAUAUGCAUUUUUUAGCUAAUUAAAAAAUACAUUGGGUAAUAUACAUUCAUUAUUAAAUAUUAAUGUCUGGUGCUUCAGAAUAUAGACAGGAUAUAGAUACAUUGUUAGAUUUUUUUAUAGAAUAAUUUAUAAUGUAAUAAACAAUAAAAAGGGAAUAUUUGUAUUAUAGCACUAUAAGAAAAAUGUUUUUUUAAAACAUAUUUUAUGAUAUGUUUAGCGUUAUAGUUGACAUUUGUAUGAAUUUACAAAUAUAAAAAUUUGUUUAUAAUUUUAUUUUUAUGGUACAGAAACAAAUGUAAUUUUGUUAUAUUAAUUAAUAAAAAAUUAUAAGAAUAAUAAUAAUUAAUAAAAAAUUCCUUAUUGGGCGCGGAUGUUAAAAACUCUAAACUAUUGUAAACUAUUUUUAAGCUACAUCAUGCAUGCAUUUAAUGUUUUCAUAUUAUUUCAUAUAUACAUAUAUAUUUAUUUAUUUAUUUGUAAUAAAAUUAUGCUAUUAAUGAGAAAUAAAAUAUUUUCCUUAUUAUACAUACAUACUAUAAAAUUGUACAUAUUUUAUAUACAUGUAUCGUCAAUAUAAAGUUGUGGUUACUUAGCAACUAAUCUAACAACACUAUAUGAUUUCACAUUAGAGUGGUUUUACAUUUGCUAAUGAAAUUAUAAAAUAAAGAUAUCAAUAUUUUAAAGUAAUAAUUGAUAUUGGAGUACUUUAUAAUUUAUUUUCAUAAAUUUUUAUUUGUAAAUUGGUAAUAGAUAGAUAGAUAUCUGUUUUUGUGAUAUUCCAUUCAUCUGAUUUUUUUUAUAAAAAUGGUGAGUUUUGAAAUUUCUAUUUACAAUAAUUUAAUCUAUAAAAUCUUAAUUAUAUGCAUGUAAAUCAUUUUAUCUCGUAUUAACUUUGUAGGGGCCUAAAAAGGCGAAAGCACCUACUACUGUUGAUGGAGUGGAUACAACGAAAAUGAAUAGAGAACAAUUAGAAUUUUAUGUACACAAAAUACUGGAAGAAAUGGAGCGUGAACGAGAAGAAAGAAAUUUUUUUCAACUUGAAAGAGAUAAGAUUAGAACUUUUUGGGAAAUUACAAGACAUCAAUUAGAUGAGGCGCAAGCAACUGUUAGAAAUAAAGAACGUGAAAAAGAAGAGUUAUCAGAAAAACAUGAAGGAGAGCUCAAAUUGUAUAAACAGAAAGUAAAACAUUUAAUGUAUGAGCAUCAAACUAAUUUAUCAGAAACUAAAGCUGAACACAUGGUUGCUCUUAAAAUGGCACAAGAUGAUCAUAUUCUUCAAGAAAAUGAAUUAAUUAAAGAUAAAAGGGAAUUAAAAAGAUUGCAGAAAGAACAAGAUUUGGCACAUAUAAAUAAAAUAAAAACAUUAAAAUUGCAACAUGCGGAAGAAACAGAUAAGUUAAUAAAACAAUUUGAAAAUGAAGCUCAAGAAUUGGAACAAAAAUAUGAACAGAAGUUAACGAGUCAAUAUGAAUCUCUUACUUUGAAACAUCGUAUGGAAAUAACUGAAGUGGAAGAAAGAAAAAAUACACAAAUUGCAAAUUUGAUAAAAAACCAUGAAGCUGCAUUUGCGGAAAUGAAAACUUAUUAUAAUGAUAUUACCCUUAACAAUUUGUCUUUGAUAAAGAGUAUGAAGGAUCAAAUGGAUCAAAUGAGAAGUAACGAAGAACGUAUGAAAAAGCAAGUGCGAGAAUUAACUACAGAAAAUAAAAAAUAUUCUAUUGAUGCAAAAUCAUAUGAAGAAUCUUUAGCAAAUUUUACUCGUCAACUUGCAAAUUACGAUAAAGAUAAACAAAGCUUGAUUUGUCAAUCUGAAAGAAAUGAAUUACAUUCAAGAUUUGUCUCAGCAAUACUUGAACUCCAACAGAAGACUGGUUUAAAGAAUGUUCUUUUAGAAAAAAAACUUGAGAAAUUAUCAGAUUUAUUAGAACAGCGUGAGGCACAGAUCAGUGAAGUGCUUACUGCUGCUCAAUUGGAUCCAAUGGCUGUUCUUAACGCUAAUAAAAAAAUAGAGAAUAUGUUGAAUAGAAAAAAUAAUGCAAUACAAGAUCUUCAGUAUGAAUUAGCAAAAGUUUGUAAAGCACACGACGAUUUACUCCGAACGUAUGAAGCUAAGUUACAAGAGUAUGGAAUUCCAAAGAGUGAACUUGGCUUUCAACCAUUAAGAGUAAAAGCAAUAACUACAAAGUUAGGAUUGGGCCCAGCUGGUCUUGUUACUUCAAAUCAUUAGCCUAUUCGAUUUUAAUAACAUUUUUUAUUUUUGAUUAAUCGUAUAAUACAUUUUCACUAACAAGUGAAAUGUAAAAAUAAUAAAAUCAGAUUAAUACAGAAAAAUUCAAAUGAUAUCCCAUGCAGAAUAUCUUUAUUUUGUGAAACAAAGAAGUUCCAGCGCAUCUGUUUUAUUUUUUAUAAAUUACAUAAAAUUAUCACAGAAUGUACAGAGUAGAUCAUAUUGAUGCCUGAUAGUUGCAUACUCGUACUAUUCUAUCUAUUCAAUCUUUUUAUUAAAUCAUCAUGCAUCUCCAUAUUAUAUAUUUUUUUAUAAUUAUUUAACAACUAACAGGCACAAUUAUACUGAAGAUUUUUCAUAUAUGUAUGUAUAUAUAUGUAUAUAUAUAUUUAAAAACAUUUAAAUAUAUAUAUAUAUAUAGAUUUUAUAUA
Heterotrigona itama is the source of this 2681-nucleotide messenger RNA. Lineage: Eukaryota; Metazoa; Arthropoda; Insecta; Hymenoptera; Apidae. The record is from the annotation of a GenBank genome assembly.